AUGAGUUUUCCUCUUCAGGCCAGACGAGCCAGGAACCCCUUCCCGGGGCAGUCGUGCAGUUGGCAGAAUGCAACGGAAGAUGCUCCGUCUCAGGUGGUGCAGGCGUUCGUGCUGCCUGUCGCCUGGGUGCCGUCCUCAGCUCCUUGCCGCCUGGCCUUCCAAAGAGUGGGCACUGAGGUCACCGACCCGGUGGACAGCAUCCACCUCCUGCCCUCUCCACAGGAGUCCAGCAGCCUCGCGGAAGAGACUCUUAUCUGUCGCCGCCCCUGGGCGCCAGAGCCCCACCUGCUGAGCCGCUUGUGGAGGCCUGCGCUGACACCUCCAGCCUUUCCCUCGCAGCUGCCCCAGCGACGAAGGGUCCGGGGGUGGCGAGGCGGGGUACAGGGAAGGCGGGGCGGUCCCCAGAAUCUUGGACCCGCCUCAGUCAGGGAAGGAGCCGUCAGUGAGGCUGCUGUGCGCUGGGAUAGAGGCCCCCGGGGCGCGCCGGGGGUGCUGAAGGCCCUAGGUGUGGGGAUGGCGGACGAGGCUGUGCAGGAAGGGGAGGAGCGAUGGGAGAGAGAGGAUUCCAUCCUGGUGGAGGAGCUGGUCCUAGUGGUGGGGGACCUAAGGAUGGUGCUGCAACUUCCCGUGUUGGAGGCGGAGGACGGAGAGGACGAGGAGCACACGGAGGAAGACACGGAGGAGGAAGAUGAGGCUAGGGAGGUUGAGAAGUCGGAGGAGGAGGGGAGGGGGAUGGAGGAGGCUGAGGAGGUUGAGCAGGAGCCAAGGGAGGAAGAGAAGACUGAGGAAGAGGAGGAGGUGGAGGGGCUUGAAGAGGCUGAGGAACAGGAGGGGGAGGAACAGGCUGAGGAGCAGGCUAUUGCGGAAGAGGCUGAGGUGGGGGAGGCUAAGGAGGAGCAUGUUGGAGAGGAGGUGGCUGAGGAAGAGGAGGCUGAGGACUCUUUCAUCUCCAGCCCUCAGAGGGUCCUUGGCUUACAGCAGCUAGUGAACCUCUCCCAGAUGUCAGCCAUGAUCAGUAAGCAAGAUGAAGGCCUCCUUGGCUACAUAACGGAACCCCUACUUGCGGAUGAAGUCGUGAAGGAGUAUGCCCGCAGUGCUGCUGGUAAGAGGCUGCCACCUGGAGGGACGGCCGCAGGUGCUGGAGGGCGGGUCGAACCCAAUUCAUUACCCGGCGCCUUCUGCCAACCUCGUCUUCCGGCAGGGUACGGGCCGUCCCAUUCCACUCCCAUCCAGUGGCACCAGGAUUAUGAACGGGAGGCCUACAGUCGCAGGCACCACAACCCCAGUCUUAAAUUCUUCAACUGGUUCUCUGACCACAGCUUUGCUGAGUCUAACAGGAUUGCUGAGAUCAUCAUGGACGACCUGUGGCCCAACCCCCUGCAGUACUACGUGAGGAAGAAGGACCCAUGA
Molecule: messenger RNA, 1410 nt
Organism: Odobenus rosmarus divergens (Pacific walrus)
Lineage: Eukaryota; Metazoa; Chordata; Mammalia; Carnivora; Odobenidae
Exons: 6
Coding region: 1-1410 (469 amino acids)
Source: RefSeq, a predicted model, not a curated record